Molecule: messenger RNA, 7611 nt
Organism: Eimeria acervulina
Lineage: Eukaryota; Apicomplexa; Conoidasida; Eucoccidiorida; Eimeriidae
Product: glycoprotein 96-92, putative
Exons: 6
Coding region: 1-7611 (2536 amino acids)
Biological process (GO): regulation of DNA-templated transcription
Molecular function (GO): DNA-binding transcription factor activity
Source: RefSeq, a predicted model, not a curated record
AUGGCGACCCCGCGAGGUCCGACACCCCCUGCACAGACCCCCCGGGGCCCCACAGCAGCAGCAGCAGCAGCUGCUGCUGCUGCGGCUGUAGUGCUGCCGCAGCCAUGCACCCCUAGCAGCCGCAAGGCGAGUCUACGCUCUGUACCCCAUGCACUUCAGAAGACCACGCCUUGCAGCAGCAGGGGCAGCAGCAAUAGCAGCAGCAGCAACAGCAGCAACAGCAGCAGCAGCAGCAGCAGUGUGUCUACUGCUUGCGACAGCAGCAGCAUCAGUACUACGUGCAACAGCAGCAGCAGAGCAGCCUCUGCUGGUAGUGGAAGCAACAGCAACAACAUUCAGGCGGAUGCAGCAGCAAAACACAAGGUCGCACCCUCGCCUUGGUCCUGCACGAAGCAACAACAGCAGGAACUGCAGCAGCAGCAGCAGCAGCAGCAGCAGCAGCAUCACGGAGGCCGUAGAUCAACAACCUCGCACAUUGCUUGCAGCAUAUCAUCAGACCCGGCGUCCCCCGAUUUUCCAACAGCAGCAGCAGCAGCAGCAGCAGCAACUUCAUACAGUCAUGUGGAUACAGCAGUAGCAGCAGCAGCAGCAGCAGCAGCAACGGCACCGAAGGCAGCAGAUGCAGCGCGGGCCUGCCGCGAGACAAACGGCAGCGACACACCACGCGCAGCAGCACUGCCAGCGGAUACAAGGGCAGCAGCAGCAGCAGCAGCAGGUGCAGCAGCAGCAGCAGGUGCUGCUGCCUCUGCUGCUGCUGCAGGGUCUUUGAAGGUGCGUCCUGCAGUGGGUGCGUGCAAGCGGCAGCAACCCACCAUACUUCCUUCCCUGCUGCGACGCGCAGCAGGGCCUUCUUUGUCUCUAAAGGCGGAGAGACCGACUGCAGCAGCAGCUGCAACGGGUGCAGCAGCAGGUCCUGCUGCUGCUGCAGUUGGUGCAGGCGAUGCUGCUGCAGGGACCGCAGCAGCAGCUCCCUCUGCGGGGAGCGGCCGAGGUCUGUGGCUGAGUAUGCAGCAGCAGCAGCAGCAAGCAGCAGCAUGCUUGCAUGCAGCAGGGCUGAUGCUCGGCGUGCAGCCAUCCGCACAUGCAGCAGCAGCAGCAGCUGCUGCUGCUGCUGCUGUUGCUGCAGCUUCCUGUGCUUCAAGGGACUCGGGGCUGCACUCUGCUGCAGAGCCCAGUCGUUUGACGCCGUCAGCAGCGAAUUUGGGGGCGGCGCCGGUGCAGCAGCAGCAGCAGCAGCAGCUGCAGCAGCAACAGCAGAUAUCUGUGCCUAGCAGCAGCAGCAGCAGCAGCAGCAGCAGCAGUACCGCCAGCAUGGGGCUCCCAGCUGCUGCAGCACCUGCUGCUGCUCCUGUUGCUGCUGCUGCUGCAGAAGAACCCGCGUAUCGUAUUUCUGCUUCGUUGUGCAUUCGCUCUGCGGCAGCAGUUGCUGCUGAAGCAGCAGCAGCAGAAGCUGCCGCUGCAGCAGCAGAUCCUCACAGUUUGUUCGCCUGCGCGACGCCUUGUGAGUCCACUUCAGCAGCAGCAGCAGCAGCAGCAGCAGCAGCAGGUGAGUCGGUGAAGGCAUGCCGGCUGCAAGGUGCUGCUGCUGUGCCUGCUGGGGGUCCUAACGCUGCAGCACUAGGCGGCAAAAGCUCCACAGCAGCAGCAGCAGCAGCAGCAGCAGCAGGGGAGAAGUUCUGCAGCUGCUGCUUGACAGGGUGCGAUCGAUAUCCCCCAGUGCACGGGCUCUGCUACUUACGAAGGGGGGCUCUCAUUGUUUGGAGGCAGCAGGCCUUCCUUCUUAAGGGCGAGGCUUGGCUUGCUGCUGCUGCUGCUGAUGGCAGCAGCAGCAGCAGCAGCAACGGUAGCGGCGGAAGCAGCAGCAGUUGGUGCAGUAGCGCCGCCGGCGGUGCGUUAUCAAAGGAACGACAGCAGCAGCAACAACAGCAGCAGCAGCAGCAGCAGCAGAUGCCAGGAGACGACGACUCGAUGGGGCUGUCUUGCUGCUGCCCUCUCGUGAGGCUGCAGCAGGACGCAGCCAACAGCAGCUGCUGCACGAGCAGCAGCGGGAGCAGCAGCAGAAGCAGCAGCAGCAAAGACUUCAGAGGGGAGAGGGGUAAGCACGCAAAUCAUCGUAAGUGCUUUGUUGCUGCGGAUGCUGCACCCGACAGCUGCGGCAGCAGCAGCAGAACCCGCAGCAGCAGCAGCGAUGAGCGCUCGCCGCGCAGAAGCAGCAGCAGCAGCAACGACACAGAAGACAAAUCUAUCUGCUGCUGCGAAGCGUCGGAUGGCAAGAGCGACCCUAGUCCCACCAGCAGCAGCAGCAACAGCAGCUGGAGCAGCGGCAGCAGCAGCAGCAGCAGCAACAGCAGCAGGCUGUGUGCGUCUUGCAGGUGCAGCUUCGCGUCCGAACCCCCCUCUUGCUGGUUUGCUGCUGCUGUUAACCUCCGUUGCUUCUCUUUGUCUCUGUACGGCUCUUCUGCUGCAGCACGAGAAGCAGCACUUCGCUUCUUGGUACAGCAGCAAGGCAGCAUUAGCUUCGUUGGCAAGCAGCAGCAGCAAGAUCUGCAGCGGCUGCUGCAGCCAUCAGCCAUUACAUAUGAAGAGCACAUAGCUCUGCAGCAACAGCAACAACAGCAGCAACUGGAACAACAGCAACAGCAGCAACAGCAGCAGCAGCAACAGCAAAUGCUGCAGAAAUCGGAUGCGUACAUGUUGAGGUUGCAGCAGCAGCAGCAGCAGCAGGACGUGCUGCUGCAGCAUAGGCCGCCUCCGCAGGGAGCAGAGCGUCACCACCCCUUGCUGCGGUCCCGUAGGUCGCUGCAGCAGCAGCAGCAGCAGCAGGAGCGACCGGACAGACCCAAGAGACAGCUGCCUCCACGCCUUAGAGACCCUGAAAUCUCUGGUGCUGUCUCCGCUGCAGAGAGCAGCAGCAGGAGCUGCAGCUCGACGCCAGCAGCAGCAGCAGCAGCAGCAACUAGCUCAGUAGACAGUCUCGAUUCAGCCGGGCCAGCGUCUCCGGUGCCGGCUACUGCAGCAGUAACUUCUCCGAGUGCUGCUGCUCUCAGCAGCAGCAGCAGCAGCAGCAAAGUUAACAGGACGCCUGUAUCGCGGCCCCUGAAGCUGUGUGGGGUGGUGCCGCGUUUGGAGCAGCUGCCGGGUGGUGAGGGCGAUGAGAGAGGCGCAGCAGCAGCAGCAGCAGCAACAGCAGCAGGAGGCUACCGCGUCGGUGAUUUCUUGCAGGGGUUGCUUGCAUGCCCUUCUGGCAGCGGAUCGAAGCAGCAGCAGCAGCUGCUGCGCAGCAGCAGGAAGCGAAAGGCAGCACCUGCUGCUGCAGCGGACGGCUCCGGCAGUUCUUGGGGUGGUGGCCCUCGGAGUUACAACAGAAGCAGCACCACCAGCAGCAGCAGCAGCUGCGUGUUCAGCAGCAUGAGUCGCGUGUUGGCUGAGAAGGAGGCUACCCGUGAGGGGCGUCUGCUGCUGCGCAAUGCCCUGCUGGCAGGCUGUCUGGUCCCUGCAGGCGAGGAGUUUGCUGUCUCUACUCUCGAUGAUAUUGAAGCACUCCCAGCAGCAGAUCCUUUCUCUUCGAGCUGGUACCUAAUGCAAGUCUUCUUGCAGACACACAAACUGCAGCGGAGUCAGGUGAUGGAUGUAGGAACUACGCGGCAGCUGCUGGCGGCGAGGAGGUUUGUUUAUUUGCUGUCUCCUUAUUCAGAAUCAAGGACGUUUGCUGCUGCAGCAGGCGCAGGCCCUGCUGCUGCUGCUGCUGCUGCUGCUGAGGCUGUCAAGCCAACCCCCACUCCGCCCACCACCAGGCAGCAGCUUGCCAUCGCCGCCAGCAGCAGCAGCAACAGCAGCAGCAGCAGCAGCAGCAAGGCGGUGCAUGCAAGCAGUGCUGUUGGCCCCAAGUUUGAAGGGAUGCGUGCUGCCGCAAACAGCAGCAGCACCACUAGCAGCAGCAGCAGCAGCAAAACGGACCCCCAGCAGCAGCUGCAGCACCUGGUGUCGCAGCAGCAGCUGGCUUUGGCUGCACAACAGCAGCAGCUGGCGUCCGCUCAGCAGCAGCAGCUUGUCCUUCAGUACCUCAUUCGCAAGCGGCAAGAGCAGCAGCAGCAGCAGCCUCAGCAGCAGGCGCAGCAGCAGCAGCAGCAGCAGCAGCAGCUCGCAUCAGCGGUACCCCCCACAGACCCUACGGCUGCUGCGGCCACUCUCGGUGGAGAGCCGCAGCUGCACCCGCAGCUGCUGCACCAGCAGCGAAUGAAGCAGUGGCAGCAGCUCUGGCAGCAGCAGCUGCUGCAGCGGCUGCAGCAGCAGCAAUCGACCCCACAAGGAGUAACGCCUGCUGCAGCGCAGCAAGCCCUGCUGCAGCAGCAACAGCCUCAAGGGGUUGCGGCUCUUUGGCUCCAGCGUCCGCAGUGGCGUCUUCCUUUCUGGACUUUGCUGCCACAGCAGCAGCAGCAACAGCAGCAGCAGCAACAGCAGCAGCAGCAGCAGCAACCGCUACAGCAUCCGAACGGACCAUCUGCAGCGUCGGCGGCUCCACCAGUAGACGAAGGGAAGCAACAUAGUAAAUCUGCAGCUGCAGCAGCAAAACCCACAGCAGCAGCAGCCACCCCCGAUGCUGCUGCUGCUGCUGCAAAGGUCUCCACUCAGAAGGGAAAAGGCGAGGAGCUCUGCAGCCGUAGCAGCAGCAGCGGCAGCAGCAGCAGCGGCGACAAAAACUGCAGCAGCAGCAAGGGCAGCGGUAGCAGCGGGAGCAACGCCAGCAGCAGCACAAGCAGCAGCAGCAGCAGCAGCAGCAGCAGCAGCGGGAGUUGCCGCGCCAGUUUGCUGCCGCCUGGCUACGGCGAGUUGCCGCAGCUGGAGGCCUUAGUGGACGCUGCUGUGCUGCUGAGCAGACACUUCAAGCCUAACCCCGAACCCCACUCAGAAGCAGGUGCGCGUCUAGACAGCAGGCGGCCGCUGCACUGCGUGUGGCUUGAUGAGAGGAGACAGCCGCAGUGGCGCUGCAGGUGGACAGCUUCUGCAGGGCGUCGAUUUAGCAGGACCUUCUCUGUCAACCUAUUCGGAUAUGAGUCGGCGAAGCGUUUGGCUGUCUGGUCCAAACUCCUUGUCUCUACACCUCACCAGCGACGGGCUUGUCUUCAGGAGCUGUGGGACUCGGUGCAGCAGCAAGUGCGGCAUCCGCUGCCACACGAGGUGGCGGCGCUGCUGAAGCACGGGAAGGUCAAGCCUGAGGUUUGCUGCUUUGAGUUGAGGCCCCCUGCGUUGCUGCGGCACCAGCAGCAGCUGCUGCUACCGCACCACUUCUCCCAUACCAAAGCUCAGGACCAGCAGCAGCAGCAGCAGCAGCAGCAAGAGGAGCAGCAACAGCAGCAACCGCGCGACUCCCAACCUCCCACAUCCUCUUCGUCUAUAAUUGGGCCUUCGAGCGGCAGAGAGCGGCGGCAGCAGCAGCUGCAAGAGAAACAGCAGCAGCAGCAGCAGCAGCAACCCGCAGAAGCGGUAGUACCUUCGCCACGGCUUGAUAAAGAGCGGCGCUCUGCUGCUGUUGCUGCCAGUGCUGCUGCCGUAGCCAGUGCUGCUGCAGUUGCGGCGGGUUCUAGUGUGUCUGGGCCUCCAGGUGGCGCUCAAAUGCGUCGUGCUGCUGCUGCAGCUGGUGCUGCUGCUGCUCCUGCUGCUGUGACGGCAGCGACAGCAGCAAGCGGUAGAGAAGACAAAGUGCUAACAGAGGGGAACAGCCGCCUCCGGAGUGCAGCCGCAGCGCCAGCAGCAACGACAGCAGUAACGACAGCAGCAACAGCAGCAACAGAGGAGGCCACAGCAGCAAUUCCAGCGGUGCGACGGAGGGGGCUGCGACAGCGUGCAGCAGAGAAAGAGGAGCCAGCAGCAAAAGAAGAAGCUGCUGCUGCAGAAAGCCCUUCAAAUGCUGCUGCUGCUUGGACAGGUCAUGCUGCUGCAGCUCCUGCUGCUGCUGCUACUGCAGCUGUUACUGCAGCUGCUGCUUCUCCAGCCGCUGCUGCUGCUGCAGGACCCCGCACUGCAGCAGCAAAAGCUGCAGGGAUCUCGCCGGCAGCUGCAGCAGCAGCUUUAGGCCACAGCAGCUACAGCAGCCGCAACAGCAGCGCAGUCCCUGCUCGUUCAGGUGCAGCAACAACCAGAGCAGCAGCAGCUGCUGCAGUUGCUGCAGCAGGCGGAGGAUCGCCUGCUUCUGCAGCUUCUAUAGAGAACAGCAGCAGCAACAGCAGUAACAUCAACAGCAGCAGCACCAACAGCAGCAGCACCAACAGCAGCGGAAACAGCGCCAGCUGCUGUUUGAAGAGGAAGCCUCCUCUAACGGAAGGCAGUGACACAGUGUGUGAUGCUGCUGCUGCUGCUGCUCCUGCCGUUGCUCCUGCUGCAGUUGUUGCUGCCUCCCCGCGGGCUUGUACAGAAGUAGAGACAGGACGCCUGAGGGGUACGAUGCUGCUGCGGUGCCGCAACCCACGACAGCAGCAGCAGCAACAACAACAGCAAGAAGUGCAACAGCCGCAGGAGCAACAACAGCAGCAACAGCAGCAGCAACUGCAACAGCAGCAGCAGCAGACUGUUAAGCGCCGCCAUCUUGAGUCGGGCCCAGGGGACUCCAGCAGCGAAGCAGACGAACCUAGCCAUGGUGCUGCAGCACGGCGUCGCACCUGCAACGGCAGCAGCAGCAGCAGCAACAACAUUAGCAGCAGCAGCAGCAUUCGUAAGUCUUUAUAUCGCCGCACUGCUGCAGGGGCAGAAAACAUCCGAUUGCCACAGGGCAGCAGCGCCCAGGAGGAGGGCUCGCCUGCGGACAGAGAAGAAAUUGCUGCUGCUGCUGCUGUUGUUGCUGCCGCUGGAGGCAGCAACAUUCGCAGCAGCGACAAUCCACACAAAAGCAGCAACGGCAACUGCAAUAACAGCAGCAACGAAUCUCCCAGAGAAGCGCGACGAGGGCGCCGCAAGGCUGUUGCUGUUGCUGUUGCUGCUCCUGCUGCUGCUACCGGCAACAGAUGCAGCAGCAACAUUAGCAGCAGUAGCAGCCUGCCUUCGCUCUCUGCUGCUCAUGAGGCUCCAGGCAAUACGCCAAGGGCUGCAGCAUCCACAGCGUACAUGUCACUACGGCCUAGGGCAGCAGAAGCAGCAGCAGCAGCAACAGCAACAGCAGCAGCAGCAGGCAGCAGCGCUAGCAACAGCUCCACGCCUCAGCAGCAGCAACCGCAGCAGCAGCAGCAGCAGCAGCAGCAGCGGACGGUGGGCAAGAGAAAUGGCACGUCAGAAGACGCCGGAAGCACGCCUUCGCUUCCUGCUGCUGCGGCAGCAGCAGCACAAACUGCAGCACCAAUUGCAGCACCAGCUGCUCAUAGGCCCCGGCAAAACAGUGCGAACUCCAGCACCAACAGCGGCAACAGCAGCAGCAACAGCAGCAGCAGCAACAGCAGCAGCAGCAACAGCAGCAACAGCAGCAAAAGCAGCGCUCAGCACCGCCCCCUCCUUCGUUCCUUGCGGUCUAUGGCGACACGAGCAUCAGCAGCUGCUGCAGCAGCUCUUCAGGCCUCGCCUCGGGGAGUGUCUGCAGCAGCAGCAGCAGCAGCAGCAGCAGCACAUGCGUGUGCACUGGAUUAG